This is a messenger RNA of Odontomachus brunneus, 1338 nucleotides long. RefSeq names its product cytosolic Fe-S cluster assembly factor NUBP1 homolog (gene Nubp1). The transcript is spliced from 8 exons. Gene Ontology annotation, cellular component: cytosol. The record is from RefSeq and is a predicted model, not a curated record. Lineage: Eukaryota; Metazoa; Arthropoda; Insecta; Hymenoptera; Formicidae. Gene Ontology annotation, biological process: iron-sulfur cluster assembly. Gene Ontology annotation, molecular function: 4 iron, 4 sulfur cluster binding; ATP-dependent FeS chaperone activity; ATP binding. The coding region runs from base 38 to 1252 and encodes 404 amino acids.
CCAAAACACAUCGACAAUCCUGAAGUCUCUCGAUCUCAUGAAGCAUCCUCUCCAGCUCCGACGACACCUCAUUACGCCAAAAAGUAACGUCACUGAUCCGUUCACCAAGCCUUCUAUUAGUGUCGUACUGACCAUGUUGUAUCUUCUCUUCAGCAUUUCUAAGAGAUGUUUAUCACAUAAUAAUGUCGUUGCGAGUCCGCCUCAUUGUAAUAUUUCACCUGCUUCUGAAACCACUCAUGCGGCGUAUACCUCGUAUAAAGGGCGGCUUGCGAUGCAUGAACGGGAUUGCGUUGAUAGCCCGUUAUCAGAUUGUCCUGGAACGCAGAGUGAAAGUGCUGGAAAAGCUUCAGCAUGUGCUGGCUGUCCAAAUCAGUCGUUAUGCUCAUCUGGAGCUGCUACACAACCUGAUCCUAGCAUAAAGCUUAUAAAAGAAAGACUUUCCUCAGUGCAGAAUAAGCUUUUGGUACUUUCAGGCAAAGGAGGAGUAGGCAAGAGUACUGUGACAUCACUGGUAUCUAGGUGCCUUGCAGCAAAUAAUCUCAACAAAAAUGUCGGAGUAUUGGAUAUUGACAUCUGUGGACCAUCACAGCCAAGAGUACUCGGAGCACUUGGUGAACAAGUACAUCACAGUGGAUCUGGAUGGUCACCUGUAUAUAUUGAGGACAACUUGUCACUGAUGUCUAUUGGAUUUCUACUUGGUAGCCCAAGUGAUGCAGUUAUAUGGAGAGGACCAAAAAAGAAUGGUAUGAUCAGACAAUUUUUGUCGGAAGUCGACUGGGGUAACUUGGAUUAUCUGAUAUUGGAUACACCACCUGGCACAUCUGACGAGCAUUUGUCUGCUACAUCGUACCUCAAAGGAACUGGUAUUACAGGUGCCAUAAUUGUGACAACACCGCCGCAAAUUGCCCUUUUAGAUGUUAGAAAAGAAAUAGACUUUUGCAGAAAAGUGAACAUUCCAAUCUUAGGUGUGGUUGAGAAUAUGAGUAUUUUCGUGUGCCCUAAAUGCAAGAAUACUGCAGAAAUAUUCCCAGCCUCGACAGGUGGUGCAGAGAUGAUGUCAAAGGAAUUGAAUGUAGAGUUCUUAGGCUCAAUACCUUUGGACCCAUUACUCGCCAGAUGUUGUGAUGAAGGUAGAAACUUUCUGUCGGAGAUGCCAAAUUCACCAACCGUCGACGCUUUAAACAAUAUUUGCAAACGUAUCAUUCAAAAGUGCGAAGAUGAGAAGGAAAACUAUCCAAAUAAUGCGGCAUAAAUACGUAAUUGUAUUUUCUGUAUAAAGAUCUAUAUGUAUAAUGUAUCUUUAUGAAUUAAAGUCUAUAUGAUUAUUUCUUACAGCUA